UUUUAGAAAGAUUGUCCAUCAGUAGCAGUAAAUAACAAUGGGAAAAAAAAUAAAAUCGUUAGUAAGCAAGAGCUGGCAUAAAUGCUACUUUUUUUUUUGUUUUUUGAAGGAGUGCCUCUAUAUUGGAGGUGUGAGAAGGAACGGAGUGAAACAGUUCUUGCGUGUCAAGGUACAGGAGAACAGUUUUGGUGCUCUGUAUGACAGGGAGCAGAUUUCAGUUGCAUAAACUGUCUUCUCUGAUUCUGAAAAUGUCAUGUCAGCAUGAGAGACAACACAGUGCUAAGGGCUUCAGUUCCUCUUGAGCAGAGUAGUGCGCUAGCCAAAAAGCAAUAGAUAUGAAGAUGAAUAAUGCAGAGCACUGGUUUCGAUGAUGCUGGGCUUUUAUGACUGGAUUCAUUAAGGAAUACAAAGAAAAUUCUUACAGGGAUCAAUAAUGGUGUCUUCUGGUUGCAGAAUGCAAAGUUUUUGGUUCCUGCUCAUUAUCAGCUUCCUGCAUUGUACUACUGAAGGUUUCAGCCGAGCAGCACUACCAUUUGGUUUGGUUAGGAGAGAGCUCUCCUGUGAAGGCUACUCUAUUGACCUCCGGUGUCCAGGAAGUGAUGUUAUUAUGAUAGAAAGUGCUAACUAUGGACGGACAGAUGACAAGAUCUGUGAUGCUGACCCUUUCCAGAUGGAGAACACAGAAUGCUUCCUUCCCGAUGCCUACAAAAUUAUGACACAAAGGUGCAACAACCGAACACAGUGUAUAGUAGUUACUGGGUCAGAUGUGUUUCCUGAUCCUUGUCCUGGAACAUACAAGUAUCUAGAAGUUCAAUAUGAAUGCGUUCCUUACAAAGUGGAGCAAAAAGUUUUUGUUUGCCCGGGAACGUUGAAAGCAAUUGUGGACUCACCGUAUUUAUAUGAAGCUGAACAAAAAGCAGGUGCUUGGUGCAAAGAUCCUCUUCAGGCUGCAGAUAAAAUAUACUUCAUGCCAUGGACUCCGUAUCGCACUGAUACUUUGAUAGAAUAUGCUUCUUUGGAGGACUUCCAAAAUGGACGCCAGCAGACAACGUAUAAACUCCCAAAUCGAGUGGAUGGUACUGGAUUUGUAGUAUAUGAUGGCGCUGUAUUUUUUAACAAGGAAAGAACUAGGAACAUAGUAAAAUUUGACUUAAGGACUAGAAUUAAGAGUGGAGAGGCCAUAAUCAAUUAUGCUAAUUACCAUGAUACUUCCCCAUACCGAUGGGGAGGAAAGACUGACAUUGACUUGGCAGUUGAUGAAAAUGGCUUAUGGGUAAUUUAUGCUACGGAGCAGAACAACGGGAUGAUAGUAAUUAGCCAGCUGAACCCCUACACCCUACGUUUUGAAGCAACAUGGGAGACGACAUACGACAAACGGGCAGCAUCCAAUGCAUUUAUGAUAUGUGGUGUCUUGUAUGUUGUCCGGUCCGUGUAUCAGGACAAUGAGAGCGAGACGGGCAGGAACUCCAUUGAUUACAUCUAUAACACCAGGUUGAGCAGAGGAGAGCAUGUGGAUAUUCCUUUCCCUAACCAGUACCAGUACAUUGCUGCAGUGGAUUACAACCCCAGAGACAACCAGCUCUAUGUGUGGAAUAACAACUUCAUUCUCCGAUAUUCUUUGGAAUUUGGCCCACCUGAUCCUGCCCAAGUGCCUACCACAGCAGUGACAAUAACUUCUUCAGCAGAGCUAUACAAAACCACAGCGUCAACCACUAGCACUACAUCACAGAAAGGUCCAGUAAGCACAACAUUAGCUGGAGGAACAAAAGAAGGAAGCAGAGGACCCAAGCCACCGCCACCCGUUUCUACAACCAAAAUUCCCCCUGUGACGAGUUUUUUCCCUUUGCCAGAAAGAUUCUGUGAACCGACUGAGGCGAGGGGGAUUAGUUGGCCUCAGACACAAAGAGGAAUGAUGGUUGAACGGCCUUGCCCCAAAGGAACACGAGGAACUGCCUCGUAUCUCUGUGUGGUUUUAACGGGAACAUGGAACCCCAAAGGCCCUGAUCUUAGCAACUGCACCUCACACUGGGUAAAUCAGCUGGCUCAGAAGAUCAGAAGUGGAGAAAAUGCUGCUAGUCUGGCCAAUGAACUGGCUAAACACACUAAAGGACCAGUCUUCGCUGGCGAUGUUAGCUCAUCAGUGAGGCUGAUGGAGCAGCUUGUGGACAUUUUGGAUGCUCAGCUGCAGGAACUGCGACCCAGUGAAAAAGAUUCUGCUGGAAGGAGUUAUAACAAGCUCCAAAAACGAGAGAAGACAUGCAGGGCUUACCUUAAGGCAAUUGUUGACACAGUGGACAACCUGCUCAGGCCUGAAGCUCUGGAGUCCUGGAAAGACAUGAAUUCUUCGGAACAAGCCCAUGCAGCCACAAUGCUACUUGAUACAUUAGAAGAAGGGGCUUUUGUCUUGGCUGAUAAUCUCUUAGAACCAACCAGAGUCUCAAUGCCCACAGAAAAUAUCAUUUUGGAUGUUGCAGUGCUCAUUACUGAGGGCCAGGUGCAGGACUUGAAAUUUCCUCAGGGCAGUAAAGGAGGCAACUCAAUUCAGCUCUCUGCAAGCACUGUGAAACAAAACAGCAGAAACGGGCUAGCAAAGCUGGUUUUCAUCAUUUACAAAAGUCUGGGGCGUUUUCUUAGCACGGAAAAUGCAACCAUAAAGCUGGGCAGUGAUUUUGCUGGUAGAAACAGUACAAUUGCAGUCAACUCCCACGUCAUUGCAGCCUCUAUCAACAAGGAGUCUAGCCGAGUGUACCUGACUGAUCCUGUGUAUUUUACUCUGGAACACAUUGAUCCUGACAAUUAUUUCAAUGCAAAUUGUUCCUUCUGGAACUACUCCGAGAGGACUAUGAUGGGAUACUGGUCAACUCAAGGCUGCAAACUGGUUGACACAAAUAAAACUCAUACAACAUGUGCUUGCAGUCACCUUACCAACUUUGCUAUUCUUAUGGCUCAUCGGGAAAUUGUGUACAAAGAUGGAGUACACGAAUUGCUCCUCACUGUCAUCACCUGGGUGGGAAUUGUCAUCUCUCUUGUUUGCCUGGCCAUCUGCAUCUUUACAUUCUGUUUUUUCCGUGGCCUACAAAGCGAUCGUAACACUAUUCACAAGAACCUUUGUAUCAACCUAUUCAUUGCUGAGUUCAUUUUCCUAAUAGGCAUCGAUAAGACAGAGUACACGAUUGCAUGUCCAAUAUUUGCAGGUCUCUUACACUUUUUCUUCCUGGCAGCCUUUGCCUGGAUGUGUCUAGAAGGAGUGCAGCUUUAUCUAAUGCUAGUAGAAGUAUUUGAAAGUGAAUAUUCUAGGAAGAAGUACUAUUACGUUGCUGGCUACCUCUUCCCUGCUACAGUAGUUGGUGUCUCAGCAGCUAUUGACUAUAAGAGCUAUGGAACAGAGAAAGCUUGCUGGCUCCACGUAGAUAACUAUUUUAUAUGGAGUUUCAUUGGGCCUGUUACCUUUAUUAUUCUGCUGAAUCUUAUCUUCUUGGUGAUCACAUUGUGCAAAAUGGUGAAGCACUCAAACACUUUGAAACCAGACUCUAGCAGGUUGGAAAACAUUAAAUCCUGGGUCCUGGGUGCAUUUGCUCUCCUGUGUCUUCUUGGCCUAACGUGGUCAUUUGGCCUACUGUUUAUCAAUGAGGGAACAGUUGUGAUGACGUAUCUCUUCACAGUAUUUAAUGCUUUCCAAGGAAUGUUUAUUUUCAUCUUUCAUUGUGCCCUUCAAAAGAAAGUACGUAAGGAAUAUGGCAAAUGCUUCCGACAUUCCUACUGCUGUGGUGGACUACCAACUGAGAGUCCUCACAGUUCAGUGAAGGCAUCAACAACAAGAACUAGUGCUCGCUAUUCCUCUGGCACUCAGAGUCGUAUAAGGAGGAUGUGGAAUGACACUGUGAGAAAACAAUCUGAAUCUUCUUUUAUCUCAGGUGACAUCAACAGCACUUCAACACUUAAUCAAGGAAUGACUGGCAAUUACCUACUAACAAACCCUCUUCUUCGACCACACGGCACUAACAACCCCUAUAACACAUUGCUCGCUGAAACUGUUGUAUGUAAUGCCCCUUCAGCUCCUGUGUUUAACUCACCAGGACAUUCACUGAACAAUGCCAGGGAUACAAGUGCCAUGGAUACUCUACCGCUAAAUGGUAAUUUCAACAACAGCUACUCUUUGCGCAAUGGUGACUAUAACGACAGUGUGCAAGUUGUAGACUGUGGACUAAGCCUGAAUGAUACUGCUUUUGAGAAAAUGAUCAUUUCAGAAUUAGUGCACAACAACCUGCGGGGCAACAGCAAGAACCACAACCUGGAGCGCACACUGCCAGCCAAGGCUGUGAUCGGUGGGAGUAGCAGCGAAGAUGACGCCAUCGUGGCAGACGCCUCAUCUUUGAUGCACAGUGACACCCCUGGGCUGGAGCUGCACCACAAAGAGCUCGAGGCCCCACUUAUUCCUCAGCGGACUCACUCCCUUCUGUACCAGCCCCAGAAGAAAGUGAAGACCGAGGGAACUGACAGCUAUGUCUCACAGCUGACAGCCGAGGCUGAUGACCACCUCCAGUCCCCCAACAGAGACUCUCUUUACACAAGUAUGCCCAACCUCAGAGACUCUCCGUACCCAGAGAGCAGCCCCGAUGUUGAAGAAGAUCUCUCUCCUUCCAGGAGAAGUGAAAACGAGGACGUUUACUACAAGAGCAUGCCAAAUCUAGGAGCUGGCCAUCAGCUUCAGAUGUACUAUCAAAUCAGCAGGGGUAAUAGCGACGGCUAUAUAAUUCCCAUUAACAAGGAAGGAUGUAUUCCAGAAGGAGAUGUUAGAGAAGGACAAAUGCAACUAGUGACAAGCCUUUAAUAGUGUAGCAAAGAAAUAUUAAAGGCCAUGUACAAGUAUUAAAAAGACUUAAUUGGCCCCGUGCAGGCUCCCUCGUAUCUGCUUGAAGAGACAAUUCUGUUGACCCUGUGGUUCUCCUCUGUAAUGGGGAUGACUGGACCUCGCAGUUCUGUGAAUUUUUAUAAAACAAAAACUUUGUAUAUACACAGAGUAUACUAAAAUGAAUUAUUUGUUACAAAGAAAAUACCAACAAGGUAUUUUAAGAUAUCUUCUGCUGCUGAAUUUAACAAAAUUGUGAAAAAAGAAAUAAAACACUUUCCAGCCAUUUUACUGCAGCAGUUUGUGAACUAAAUUUGUAAAUAUGGCUGCACCAUUUUUUUUUUCCUAGGCCUACAUUGUAUUAUAUACAAGGCGUAGGCUCUAAAAUCCUGUGGGACAAAUUUACUGUACCUUACAAUUCCUGACAAGACUUGCAAAAGCAGGAGAGAUAUUCUGCAUCAGUUUGCAGUUCACUGCAAAUCUUUUCCAUUAAGGCAAAGAUUGAAUACAUGUCUAACCACUAGCAAUCAAGCCACAGGCCUUAUUUCAUAUAUUUCCUCAACUGUACAAUGAACCGUUCUCAUGAAAAAAAAUGGCUAAAGAAAUUAUAUUUUGUUCUAUUGCUAGGGUAAAAUAAAUACAUUUGUGUCCAACUGAAGUAUAAUUGUCAUUAAAAAUAAUUUUAAGAGUUUGAAGAAAAUAUUGUGAAUCGCUCUUGGUUGCACAUAUGUUAUAAGCUGUUUUUCUUACACUCUGUUCAUAGUACAGUAGUAUGUUUAAAAUGCAAGUUCUGCCCGUUUUUCACUUAUUUUUCACUGUAAACAGUGUUCUGCUUUGACAAGUUAGGUUUUAUUCUUUUCUUUUUUUAAUUUUUAUUGCCAAAAACAUAAUUUGGGGAGAAAAUUGUUUUAGAAGCCAAUUAUGCUAAGCCUUGCACAAAUUUGGUAUAGGUAACAAAGAUUGUAACUCAGUUCCCUGUUCAUUCUUAACCAGGGUUGGGUGGUAAGGGGCAAAGGGGACACUGGACACUUCUCACAAACUUUCUCGUGAAUAAAAGGUGCCUGUCCUUUAAAAAAAUAAAUAAAACAUAACUAUUACUCUUCCAUAUUCCUGUCUAUAUUUAGUAAUUAAUUUAUUUUAUGAUAAAAAUCUAAUGAAAUGUAAAUUGUUUCAACUAAAUUCUGCUUUUUUCAUCCCUUUGUGUAAACUUGUUAAUAAUGAGCCCAUCACUAAUAUCCAGUGUAAAGUUUAACACCUGUUUGACAGUAAAUAAAUGUGAAUUUUUUUCCAAA
Centrocercus urophasianus (Greater sage-grouse) is the source of this 6141-nucleotide messenger RNA. RefSeq names its product adhesion G protein-coupled receptor L2 (gene ADGRL2). The transcript is spliced from 23 exons. Gene Ontology annotation, molecular function: carbohydrate binding; G protein-coupled receptor activity. The record is from RefSeq and is a predicted model, not a curated record. Gene Ontology annotation, cellular component: neuron projection; membrane. Gene Ontology annotation, biological process: cell surface receptor signaling pathway; brain development; adenylate cyclase-activating G protein-coupled receptor signaling pathway. NCBI's taxonomy places the organism in Eukaryota, Metazoa, Chordata, Aves, Galliformes, Phasianidae. Bases 434 to 4831 code for a protein of 1465 amino acids.